AUGGCGCUAGACAUCGACCUCAUCAUCACAAACGCUACCAUAGCAACGGCCUCGGACACCCUCCACAACACAGACAUCGCCAUCUCCGCCGGCAAAAUCGCCCUGCUCGGCGCUAACCUGCCGACGCUCUUCCCCUCCGCCCCAACCCUCUCCGCCGACGGCGCCUACGUCCUCCCCGGGGGCGUCGACAGCCACGUUCACCUGCAACAAGACAACAGCCCAACAGGCGACACCUGGGAAUCCGGGACGCGCUCCGCAAUCGCAGGAGGCACAACAACCGUCCUCGCAUUCGCAUCGCAGAAACGCACAGACGAGAGCUUAUUUCCUGUUGUAAGCGAGUACCACGCUCGCGCGCAGGGGAAUGCAUACUGCGACUAUGGCUUCCAUCUCAUCCUCUCGAAUCCGACGGCGAGGGUUCUCGAGAAUGAACUGCCUAUCCUGGUGAAAGAGGAGGGGAUAAGCAGCGUGAAGCUGUACAUGACCUACCAGCCGAUGCGCCUGCGAGAUUCCGAGCUGCUGGAUGUCAUGGGGACGACACGGGCACUGGGGAUGACGACGAUGAUCCACGCCGAGAACGCAGAUAUGAUCGACUGGAUGACGAGGAAGCUCGAGGCCCGCGGACUCACGCAGCCGUAUGCGCAUGCGCUUGCGCGACCGAACAUCGCCGAGGACGAGGCGACGUAUCGCGCGCUUGCGCUGUCUGAGCUCGCGGAUGUCCCCAUUCUCAUUGUGCAUAUGAGUUCCAAGGUUGCGGCCGGGCAUGUCCGGCGCGCGCAGACGAGGCUGUUGCCUGUGCAUGCCGAGACGUGUCCGCAUUAUCUGUUUUUCACAAGUGAGAAGCUCAAGGGCGAGGGGUUCCACGGGGCGAAAUGUGUGUGUUCGCCGGCGCUUAGGGAGGAUCCGAUGGAUUUGGAUGCGAUGUGGGAGGGGCUGGUGAACGGGACGUUUACGACGUUUUCGAGCGAUCAUGCGCCGUCCAAGUUCGAUCAUCCCCUCGGAAAGAAAAAGGGCACAGCGACGUUUACACAGAUCCCCAACGGGCUCCCGGGUCUCGAAACACGCAUGCCGAGUCUCUUCUGCAACGGCGUUCUUACAGGCCGACUGUCGGUCCAGAAAUUCGUCGAGCUGACCGCUUCGAACCCGGCCAAGCUGUACGGUCUCUCCGAUCGCAAGGGGACGAUUGCACCGGGGUACGACGCCGACCUUGUCAUCUGGUAUCCAACCCCCGAACAGGCCGCGCAGUCGGGUUCCGAGAAGUCCGUUAUGCAGCCCUUUACCCUCACGAACGAAAUGCUGCACCACGAUAUCGACUACACGCCCUUUGAAGGUAUGCGCUUCACCAACUGGCCGCGGUAUACGAUUCUGCGGGGGAAGGUCGUGUGGAAUCGGGACGAGGGCGGGAUUCUGGGGGAGAAGAGCGACGGUGGGUAUUUGAAGCGAGGGAGGAGCACGUUGAGUCGGCCGCGGGAGGUGUUUGUGAAUGAGUUUAAUCCGUACGAAGCCUGA
Messenger RNA from Aspergillus calidoustus, 1506 nucleotides. NCBI's taxonomy places the organism in Eukaryota, Fungi, Ascomycota, Eurotiomycetes, Eurotiales, Aspergillaceae. The record is from the annotation of a GenBank genome assembly.